Cyclopterus lumpus (lumpfish) is the source of this 2374-nucleotide messenger RNA. RefSeq names its product transducer of ERBB2, 1b (gene tob1b). The record is from RefSeq and is a predicted model, not a curated record. Gene Ontology annotation, biological process: regulation of gene expression. Bases 362 to 1363 code for a protein of 333 amino acids. Gene Ontology annotation, cellular component: nucleus; cytoplasm. The transcript is spliced from 2 exons. Gene Ontology annotation, molecular function: transcription corepressor activity. NCBI's taxonomy places the organism in Eukaryota, Metazoa, Chordata, Actinopteri, Perciformes, Cyclopteridae.
UCAGCCCUUGUUUUAAAGGGCAGAGUUGUAAAAACUCCCAGGCUGCGGGGAGUUAGCUUGCAAGCCUUUUAAUCGGAAUUUCAACUGUACCCCCACGGAGGCAUCCCCUGGAGCUUUAUAAAGACACGAAGACGACGGCAUCGUACUUUUGUAUCUCCUUUAGAAAGUAACGCUAGAAGCUGUACACGAAUUACGCCUACUGGAGCGGAGCCUGGCUAUUGAAAGAAAAAAACCUGCUGUUAAUUUCCAUGAUCUUAAACCCUGUUGCAGCAAGGAUAUUCAUUUUGGCAAGAAGCACUGAAGAGUUCUGUUGUGACGGGAGAAGAACAACAAAAAUAAUAUCUUCGCCUUUGAAGCAGCUAUGCAGCUUGAAAUUCAAGUAGCACUCAACUUUAUUAUUUCCUAUUUGUACAACAAACUCCCUCGGCGUCGUGUGAAUAUCUUCGGCGAGGAACUCGAGAGGCAGCUGAAGAAGAAAUAUGAAGGCCACUGGUAUCCGGAUAAGCCAUACAAAGGUUCAGGGUUCAGGUGCAUCCACGUAGGGGAGAAGGUGGACCCUGUGGUGGAGCAGGCAGCCAAAGAGAGCGGGCUGGACAUUGAAGAUGUCCGGAAUAAUCUCCCUCAGGACCUUAGUGUGUGGAUUGACCCGUUUGAGGUGUCCUACCAGAUUGGGGAGAAGGGACCGGUCAAGGUGCUUUACGUGGAUGAUAACAAUGAGAACGGGUCGGAGCUGGACAAGGAGAUCAAGAACAGCUUUAACCCCGAGGCCCAGGUGUUCAUGCCGAUCAGUGACCCCGUCGGGGCUUCAUCAGAGUCCAGCUCCCCCUCGCCUCCUUUCGGGCAGUCUGCUGCCGUGAGCCCCUCCUUCAUGCCCCGCUCCACGCAGCCCUUAACCUUCACCACUGCCACCUUCGCUGCCACCAAAUUCGGCUCCACAAAGAUGAAGAGCAGUGGCCGCAACAACAACCCCGCCACCAACAACAGUGGCAGUAGCAGUAAGGUGGCCCGCACAUCCCCCACCAGUAACUUGGGACUGAAUGUCAACACCCUUCUGAAGCAGAAAGCCAUCUCCACCUCCAUGCACUCACUUUACGGGCUGGGCCAGCAGCAGCAGAAGGCCUCCGCGCUCUCCCCUAACGCCAAGGAGUUUGUUUUCCCCAGCCUCCAGGAUCAGGCCAGCCCUGGAGCCGUGUUCCCCGGGGAGGGCUCCCUGGGUCUCGGCACCCUGCAGUACAACAAUGCCUUUGACGUGUUCGCAGCCUACGGAAGCCUCAACGACAAGUCCCUCAUGGAUGGCCUCAACUUCAGUCUGAGCAACAUGCAGUAUUCUAACCAGCAAUUCCAGCCGGUCAUGGCUAACUAAACUCAUCACAACGAUGUUAUUUAUGAAUGAUGGUGGCUCAAAGAGAAGGAAAAACAAAACGCACACUUGGAGGGAAAAAAAAAACCUGGACUUUCAAGGAUAUAGUGUCUAGUCAGUCAAGCGCAUGUGCCCAAGGGUGUUUUACUGUACCCCCUUGAGUUUGUUUCUACUAAAAGCUUGUACAAACACAUCCAAGCUUGGUUACUUCAAUUCAACAUGCAUCGUUGUUUCUUUCCUUUUUGCCAACCAAGCACAAAUUUUUUUACCAUGUUGAGAAAAUACUCCAAAAAGUUUCAACAAAAAAAUAUAAAAAUACAAGCUUCAAGUUUUGGCCUCUUACAGUAUUUUACAGGUGGUAAGACAAGGCUAAUUUUUAUGAAUUGGCACUACUAAGUGGGGUUACUUGGUCUUUUUCUAAUUGUAUAAUUUAAUUUAGUACAGAGUUUGUAAGAUAUCAGAGUAUAUAUUGUUUCUAUGACAUGGUGUUGCAUUUAUAUCUUUUUACUACUCCAGUGAUCUGUGAUGGCUGCAGCAGCUUUUUCCUUUUUUUUUUUUUUUUUUUUUUUUUAAAAGAUAAUUGUUAAAGAAACCCAUCUUUAAAAAAAAAAAAGAAAAAAAAAAAAGUACAUAAAAUAUUCUCAAUAUUAUGUACAGAGUAUUCCUUUAGUGGUGGGAUUCAAAUGUAGGAAUAUUUGCUUUUUUCUGAAAGAUGAAUUGUAUUUUCUGUUAAGAGGUUAAAGAUUUUGCUAUACAAUGGACAAAAUGUAAUCGUAUGAAUAUUAAUUUUUGUACCUACAUUGUGCAAUACUUGAUAAAAAGAAGAAAAAAAAGAAGAAAAUACGGUAUAACAAAGUAUUUUGAGUCAGUGUCUUACAUGUCAAGAGGGACUGAAAUAGUUUAUAUUGUUAAGUUUGUAUUAAAUGCUUAAAAAUGAUAUGCUUGUCUUUAUUUUUUUUAAUUUCAUAUUUGCACCCUGGUCUUUUUAAUAAAAUAAACUCCAGUUGAACAUGA